Batrachochytrium dendrobatidis JAM81 is the source of this 1014-nucleotide messenger RNA. RefSeq lists its product as uncharacterized. The record is from RefSeq and is a predicted model, not a curated record. The transcript is spliced from 8 exons. Lineage: Eukaryota; Fungi; Chytridiomycota; Chytridiomycetes; Rhizophydiales. Gene Ontology annotation, biological process: NAD+ metabolic process; NADP+ biosynthetic process. Gene Ontology annotation, molecular function: NAD+ kinase activity. The coding region runs from base 1 to 1014 and encodes 337 amino acids.
AUGAAGGAUCGGGCCAGAAGACCACAAUCCGAUGAGUAUCAGCUGCUAUGGACAGAGCAACCUCGAAAUGUCCUUGUCAUUAAAAAGAAAAAUGACACCAAGACAACCGAGGCCAUGAGGGCAGUGAUAAGAUGGUUUGAGAAAAAUCAGCCUGCAGUGAAUAUUUUAAUAGAAAAAGAAUCCAUACCAGACAUUAGUACUCAAUCGCAAUCUGCCAACUCAAUACAUGUGAUUGAAGGUCGCACUGGAGAGCAGUCGGAUCUGUUAUCUGCAGUGGAUUUUGUUGUUACACUGGGUGGUGAUGGCACGUUAUUGCAUGCAUCCUCACUUUUUCCAUAUCGUGUUCCGCCCAUCAUAUCGUUUUCUUUGGGAUCGGUUGGGUUCUUGUUGCCGUUUGAGUUCUCGGAUUAUCAGAUUGCAUUGUCACGCAUGUUUGGCAAAGAAGGUGUGCCAGUUAUGAACCGGAUACGUCUUGCAUUUUCGCUGUAUGACAGCAAAGCAAACAAGAAAUUGUUUAAAGAUCUUCAAAUUAUGAACGAGUUGACGGUUCACCGUGGAAAGCAUGCUCAACUUACUGCGGUCGAUAUUUUUGUUGGUAACCAAUUUUUGACUGAUGUUGUUGCUGAUGGGUUGAUUAUAUCCACGCCUACUGGAUCGACGGCAUACUCACUCUCAGCAGGCGGCCCAAUUGUGCAUCCGUCUGUUCAAGCACUUUUGCUCACACCCAUAUGUCCUAGAUCACUAUCAUUUAGACCCAUUGUUCUCCCUGCAACUGCUGAAAUACGCAUAAAACUUUCUUCCAUGGCGAGAGGAGAUGCAGAAGUGACGGUCGAUGGCCGUGAUAUGUGUUUACUUGAGCCCAACCAUUACAUUGGUUUACGACUCUCAGAGUAUUAUAUUCCUUGCGUCAGUCGUAUUGCUGCUGGAUCAGGUUGGGCAGACGACAUUAAACAAACUCUAAGAUGGAAUCAGAGUUUUUUGAAUGCUGGAUUGUUUUCGUCCAGUUCUAAAUGA